This is a messenger RNA of Clunio marinus, 3719 nucleotides long. NCBI's taxonomy places the organism in Eukaryota, Metazoa, Arthropoda, Insecta, Diptera, Chironomidae. The record is from the annotation of a GenBank genome assembly.
UUUUCGAAAAUGUUGCCACACAUGCUUUAUUAAAACUUUGAAGCUGGCAACACUUUGUUUUUGCGAAGAAAAACAGAAAUCAAAUAAAUUGAUUUACAAAGUUUUAAGAGUGAUUUUUUAAUAAUCAAAACAGACUUUCCUGUUAUUUAAAGUUUCUUGUGUGAGUGAGUGUUGGAAGUUUGAACGAAACAACUUUAAAAUGGCAAAUUUCCUGAAUAAUUUGAACUUACAACUAUCAAAUCCUUUUAACUCGGCAAUUGGAUUAAAAAUCGAGCAAGCAACUGAUCCAAGUUUGGAAUCAGAAAAUUGGGCUUUAAACAUGGAGAUUUGUGACAUGAUCAAUGAAUCAUCUUCAGAUGCCAAUAGUAAAGAUGCCAUGAAAGCAAUUCGUAAACGUUUGACACAAUAUGUCGGCAAGAACUACACAGUCAUUUUACUUACGUUGACAGUAUUAGAGACGUGUGUUAAAAAUUGUGGCAAAAAUUUCCAUGUCUUGGUGGCGAACAAAGAGUUUAUUCAGGAACUUGUGAAGCUCAUUGGACCAAAAUAUGAUCCACCAACAGCAGUGCAAGAGAAAGUGCUAAGCUUAAUUCAAAUCUGGGCAGAUACUUUUGCAACACAACCCGACUUGAAAGGAGUCGUUGAAGUUUAUCAAGAGCUAAGAAACAAAGGAAUUGAAUUCCCUAGUAUCGACCCCGACAAUUCGGUGCCGAUUUAUACACCACAAAAGAGUGUUGUCACAGCCCCUCCAGUAGCACAUCCACAACCACAGCAGAGAUCUCCACAUCAUGAUGUCAGUGACUCACCACAUCCAAGCGCUGGAGGCGUUGCACAAGAUCAAAUUGCUAAACUUCAAUCUGAACUCGACAUUGUGUCGAUGAAUAUGACUAUUCUAAGUGAAAUGUUAACUGAAUUAAAUCCAAACCGUGAAUCACCUGCUGAUUACAAGCUUCUUAUUGAUUUGGUUGCGACGUGUAAAGAAAUGCAAACACGAAUCGUUGAUUUGAUUGGAAAAGUUAACAAUGAUGAAAUAACAGCAGAGCUUUUACGAUUGAAUGAUGAACUCAACAAUUUGUUCUUACGAUACCAACGUUAUGAGAAGAACAAAGAUCCUAAGACUGCAUCUGAUAGACCGUCAGCAAUUUUAGGAGCUGCUCUUGGUGUCCCAGCUUCGAAUUCAGAUACGCAGAAAGAUUCAUUAAUUGAUCUGAAUGAUCAGGCAACCGGAGUCGAUAGUGACUUGAACACCAAAUUUUCUUCUUUAUCGACAUCGCAGCUAAGCAAGAUCAAAAGUACACCCGCAAAAGUUGAUGAGUUUGAUAUGCUUGCGCAGUCACGAACGAGUGAUGGAAAAACGACAACCAAAGAUCUUGACGUUGAUCUUCUACAAGGUCAAACAAAUGCAAAGCCCACAGAUUUUGAUGAGAUUGAAGAGUGGCUUAAAGCUGAAAAGCCGGCAGCAAAUGAAGGCGAAGAAAGUUUAACCAGUAAAGAGUUUGAUAAGUUUUUAGCUGAAAGAGCUGCUGUUGCUGAAACAUUACCAACCAUUUCCAAUCGCAGUAGUGAUGACUCACGAAGCAAGAAAAAAUCAGAAGAGCCAUUAAUGGGUUAGUGACAUUAAACCAUCAACACGCGUUAUUUAAAGUAUAAAAAUACAUUUGAUAACAUAAAAAACACUUCUUUAAUGAUGUUGCUUUCCGUCAAGCUUUUAUCUAAUCUUUCAUUCAUUCUUAGUAAUCGAGUCAACUUAAACCAAACUAAACAAAGAAAAAAAGAAAACAUUUGAAAGAUAAGAAAAGUAAACUUUUAACUCAUACAAUCAGCGGAGUACUGAAGGAGAAAAUAAUUCAGAAUAUUCAAAAGAAACUUUUGUGUAAACGCUAAUUUAAUGCUUGUUGGAUGUAUGAAUUAAAUUAAAAUUCUGAUGAAUUUCCAUCAACAUUUACCUACCCUUAAAUUAUCAUCAAAAAGCUCUUUUUUUCUCAUACUACCUACAUCAAAAAACAUCUAACGAUGAUGAAUUGUUAAUAUUUUAAUUGAUUUUUUAAUUAUCCUUUUAAUUCUUUGACCAAAUGAGACAUCGACGUCGAGUUCUAAAUUUUCUGUUAACUUCUUAUUCAAGAAUCAAUCACAAAUUAUGUAGACAUCCAUAGCUUAAAAAAGAAUUGUGCAAACUAACUCUUAAUUACCUGAUUUAGCCAUUUAAAUUUUUUUUUAUUUUGUUUGUUUUCUCUCGAUGAGAAUUGCUAAUUUAUUUACAAAAGAAGAAAAAUGAAAAAAGAAGAAAAUUAUUCUAAUAGAUAGACUAGAGAAAUGAUUGUAAAAUACUUGAACAUUAUUGUUAAAUAAUUUAUUUGCUUUGAUUUGAAUUAAACACCGAAAAAAAAAGACAAAGAAAAGAAAAUCCAUUUGCAUUAAAAUUUCAUGAACGAAACUUUCCUUGUUCUUGAAACUUCUCUUUGGUGUGAAAAUCAUGAUAAAAGGAAUGACAUUUAUGCAUUGUCGCACAUUUCCUUUUCCUUCUAAAACAUUGAUGCUGAAAACUAUUAAAUUACAAAUUUACUAAAAUAUUCAUCCCAAUAAAGAGAGAAAAAAAAUAUUUUGGAAGCAUGAAAACAAAUAUCGAAAAUAUAAAAAUUUGAUUGAUGUAGAGAGAGAUAAAAAGUUAUUAAGACAGAAAACAAUUCUUAACAAUUUAUUAAUAAACUAAAGUGCAAAAGAACUUUAUUCUUGUUUUAUUAUUUUUUUCUUUAAGCUUUUAUUAAUCUUUUUUUUUAAUUAAAGAUUCGACGUUUAAUUAUCCAACUAAUCGUACUUUUUCAUUGUCAACAACUUCAACUCCUUUGAGUUUUUGGAUUUUUUUCAGAAACUUAUUAUCUUGCUUUUCACUCCAAAUAUCCCCAGUUAAGAUCUGAUAUUUUUUGAGAACUUUCUUCUUGAGUUUCUUCAAUUUAAAUUCACUACAUUUUUGUGACAAUAUGCUGCGAAUUGUUUCAUUCCAGCUGAAUUUUUCACUUGAUUCAAUAGUUAAUGGCUGUUCAUUUGGAAGAGUUUCAUAUUCGACAACAUCAUUUGAUUCGUUUUUCUUUUUCUUCUUCUGAGGCGGUUCAAUAAUUUCUGAUUCUUCAUUAUUAUCCUCAAUUGGAACUUUUUCUUCAUCAAGCUUUCGUUUUCCAUUAACUUCAGAGGUUUCAAUAACUUUUUUGUCUUGGACCGCAGGACCUUUAUUGUCUUUUAAUGCUUCCUCUAACAAUGUCCAAGCUUCUUCCAAUUCGUUAUGCUUCAUAUAACGAAAAGAAUUUUUCAUAAAAUUCAGGAACUUUGCUUUCUUUCGAGGGAUGUUGUCAUAAGAUGAAAUUGUUUCAAGAAUCUUCUUAACGCCAUUGGAAAGAUGUGAUUUUUUAUCUGUUAUUGAUCUUACAAUCUUACCCAUGCUUCUUGUUUUUUCUGUCCUUUGUUAAGAUUAGCCUUUGGUACGUAAUCUUUUCCUGAAUACCUUUGAAGUUCUGUGACGCACUGCGUAUGAGCACUAUAUGAUUGUCUAUCAAAGUCUUUAAAGCAAUCCAUACAGGAAACAGAAACAUUUUUGUUACAUCUUGACAUAUGCUUUUCUACGUUAUUUUUCUUUAAGCUUUCACCGCAAUGAUUACAUGUGAAUACAACCAUCUUACUUUAAUUAUCAAUAUUAAUGCUAUUUUGUUUAAAUGAGUCAAUAAAAA